Sorex araneus (European shrew) is the source of this 10365-nucleotide messenger RNA. It is a transcript of the gene PPP1R12B, whose product is annotated as protein phosphatase 1 regulatory subunit 12B. Gene Ontology annotation, molecular function: phosphatase regulator activity; protein kinase binding; enzyme inhibitor activity. The transcript has 25 exons. The record is from RefSeq and is a predicted model, not a curated record. Gene Ontology annotation, cellular component: Z disc; A band; cytoplasm. Gene Ontology annotation, biological process: signal transduction. The coding region runs from base 706 to 3675 and encodes 989 amino acids. NCBI's taxonomy places the organism in Eukaryota, Metazoa, Chordata, Mammalia, Eulipotyphla, Soricidae.
GUCUAGAAAAAAGAAAGUGUGAUAAUUGAGUUAUUUGGAUAAAAUAUAUAAUACUGUAUGUCUAUAUGCAUGCUCAUCUUCAUCAUACACAUUAAUAAUUACGGUAAUUAAUACAUGUUACUAUUUGUUAUAAUGUUAAGACUCAGAGUAGAACCGUGUAUUUGAGUCAGUUACUUUAUGUCUUGUAUCCUCCAAUAGAAAAACAGUGAUAAUUUCCGUCUUUUUUCCACUUGAAAAAACUUACAUGGUUAUCAGGGAGCCAAGAUUAGUUGGGAGUCACAGAAAGAAUGAACUACGACUCCCAACAUGCCCAAGGGGCUAAUGCCAGUCCGAGAAACACUUCCAGCUUUAGGGCAAAGGUGACCUCGCAGGGUCGGGCGGCCAAGUAGGGAGCCAGCGGUCCGCCUCUCUCUUCUGGUACCUUCUGGGAUUUGUAGUUCUUUUGACGGCAGAGCGCGCGCGCCAGGGCAGCUCUCGAACUACGACUCCCGUGAACCCCCGGGGCGCGGGCAGCGCCUGCGUGCCGAAGCCGCACGAGCGUGCGGGCGGUGCUAGGGGCGGGAGGAGUAAAGAUGGCGGCUCGGGGGUCUCCGCCUUCUGCUCCCGGCUGAGGCUCCGCGAGGGAGGCGGCGGCGGCGACCCGAGCGGCGACAGCGAGCGAGCGAGCGGCGGUAGUGCGUGCAGCUGCGUGCCGAGGCCGGAGCGAUGGCGGAGUUGGAGCACAUCGGCGGGAAGCGGGCAGAGUCGGCGCGGAUGCGGCGGGCUGAGCAGCUGCGGCGCUGGCGGGGCUCGCUGACGGAACAGGAGCCCGCCGAGCGCCGGGGCGCGGGGCGGCAGUCGCCGUCGCGGCGCGGGAGCCCCCGGGUCCGCUUCGAGGACGGCGCCGUCUUCCUGGCCGCCUGCUCCAGCGGGGACACGGACGAGGUGAAGAAGCUGCUGAGCCGCGGCGCCGACAUCAACACGGUCAACGUGGACGGCUUGACAGCCCUGCACCAGGCCUGUAUCGAUGAAAAUCUGGACAUGGUGAAGUUCCUGGUGGAGAACAAAGCCAAUAUCAACCAGCAGGACAACGAGGGCUGGACCCCCCUCCACGCAGCUGCUUCCUGCGGCUACCUCAACAUAGCAGAGUAUUUCAUUAACCAGGGAGCCAGCGUGGGCAUGGUGAAUAGUGAAGGGGAAGCCCCUUCUGACCUUGCGGAAGAGCCUGCCAUGAAAGAUCUUCUUCUGGAGCAAGUAAAGAAGCAAGGAGUUGAUCUGGAGCAGUCAAGAAAAGAAGAAGAACAACAGAUGUUGCAAGAUGCCCGCCAGUGGCUCAACAGUGGGAAAAUAGAGGAUGUCAGGCAGGCGCGCUCAGGGGCCACAGCCCUCCAUGUGGCUGCUGCCAAGGGCUACUCUGAGGUCCUCAGACUUCUGAUUCAGGCUGGGUAUGAACUCAAUGUUCAGGAUCUUGAUGGCUGGACCCCCCUCCAUGCUGCUGCACACUGGGGCGUGAAAGAGGCUUGCUCCAUCCUUGCAGAAGCACUCUGUGACAUGGACAUCAGAAACAAGCUGGGCCAAACACCAUUUGAUGUUGCUGAUGAGGGUCUUGUAGAACACUUGGAGAUGCUCCAGAAGAAGCAGGAUGUGCUUCGAAGUGAAAAGGAGACCCGGAAUAAGCUCAUUGAAUCCGACCUGAACAGCAAGCUGCAGAGCGGACUCUUUAAGAACAAAGAGAAGAUGCUCUAUGAGGAAGAGACACCAAAGUCCCAAGAAACGGAGGAAGAAAACAAAGAAUCCAGCAGCUCCAGCUCUGAGGAAGAAGAAGGUGAAGAUGAGGCUUCUGAGUCAGAAACUGAGAAGGAUGCAGCAGAUAAGAAGUCAGAAGCGACUGUCAACCAUUCCAGCUCUGAAAGCAAGAGGAGUGUUUCAGAGCAGACAUCAACACCAGCUCAAAAUACCUUCUCUGCCUCUUCUAGGAGAUACUCCUCCAGCCUUUUUAACAAGCCCGAAGAGCCCAAAGACGAAUCUCCUGCUUCCUGGAGACUGGGCCUCAGGAAGACUGGCAGCCACAGCGCGCUGAGCGAGGCCGCCAACUCCAGAGACGCCCUGAGGGACCGAGGCUCCUCCAUCUACCGCUCCUCGUCAAGCCCUCGGAUUUCUGCUCUGCUGGACAACAAAGAUAAGGAGAAAGAAAACAAAAGCUAUUUUAGUUCACUAGGACCCCGAAGGCUGAACAGCACAAGUGACAUUGAAGAGAAGGAGAACAGAGAAUCAGCUGUUAAUCUGGUGAGGAGCGGCUCCUAUAACCGGCAGCUGUGGCGGGAUGAAGCGAAGGGGAAGGAAACUCCGCAGACCGUCACUCCUUCCAGCUAUGUAUCAAGCUACUUGAAAAGGACUCCUUACAAAUCUCAGGCUGACUCAACUGCAGAAAGAACCGCAGACAAUGUCUCUUCGAGCACCCCGCUCUGUGUGAUCACCAAUCGCCCUUCACCCAGCACUGCCAAUGGGGUCACCACUGCCACCGCGCUCUCCACUCCUGGGACGGACUCUGCGGAGGCCAGGGAGAGGAGGAGGUCGUAUCUGACCCCUGUCCGGGAUGAGGAAGCCGAGUCUUUGCGGAAAGCGCGCUCCAGACAAGCUCGGCAGACCCGACGGUCUACUCAAGGAGUAACUCUGACAGACCUUCAAGAAGCCGAAAGAACUUUCAGCCGGUCGAGGGCGGAGCGGCAGGCCCAGGAGCAGCCGAGCCAGCAGCCCGCGGGCAGCGAGGAGCCGGAGGAGAGUGCUGAGAAGCAUGAGGCCGCCGCCUCGGACGCCGAGGACGCCCCGCAGGCCCCUGACAGCAGUCGGGAUGAGGAGCCUGUCUAUCGCCGUCUGAGGUGUUCAGCUCAGGCUGACAAAUCCACGACGCCAGUGUCUCCUUCUGCGUCAAAACCCUCCCUCUACGCCCAUCUGCGGACAAGCAGAUAUUCAGCCCCUGACUCUGAGAGUUCAGAGACGACCACAGACGCCGCAGCUGCCCCGGAAAUGGACAAAAACGAGAGAGAAGACGCAGAUUUGGACGAGCAGUCCUCCAACAGGCUGUCCACCCGCGAGAGGAGACGGCCCAAGGAGCGGCGGAGAGGCACAGGCAUUUGGAUAACGGAUGACGAUGAAACCGGUGGCUCGGAAGAGGGGAAAGAGUCAUGGCAUGAAAGACUUUCUAGGUUGGAAUCUGGAAGUAGUAAUGCUCUCAGCAGCGACUCUUACAGCGACCGGGCGUCAGCGAGAGCCCGCCGGGAGGCCCGGGAGGCCCGGCUAGCCAGCCUGGCCAGCCGGGUGGAAGAGGACAGCAGCCGGGAUUACAAAAAACUCUACGAGAGCGCCCUGACUGAAAACCAGAAACUGAAAUCAAAACUUCAGGAGGCUCAGCUCGAGCUGGCUGAUGUCAAGUCCAAGCUUGAGAAGGUGGCGCAGCAGAAGCAGGAGAAGUCCUCCGACCGGUCGUCCAUGCUGGAGGUAGAGAAGCGGGAGAGGCGGGCCUUGGAGCGGAAAAUGUCGGAGAUGGAAGAAGAGAUGAAGAACCUCCACCAGCUAAAACAGAUCCAAACCCUGAAGCAGAUGAACGAGCAGCUGCAGGCUGAGAACAGGGCCCUGACCCGGGUUGUGGCCAGACUCAUGGCGUCCAUCGAGUCCUCGGAAAACCAGGAGCUCUAGUCCUUGCCCCUCUUCUCCACCUCACUUCCCUCCUCCGCCACUCCAGGUGUUAACAGAACUGAAGUCCGACAACCAGAGGCUGAAAGACGAAAACGGUGCCCUCAUCCGAGUCAUCAGCAAACUCUCCAAAUAGACUGGCCUCCGGGUUUCCGGGGGAAAGAGCAGCCGCCCCCCGCCACCCCCUCUCCCAGCCAUCGCCUUCCAGCCACACGAAGUGAACGUGUUGGUGGAAGGACUCUCCGCUCUGCCCCCCCGUCACCUCCUCUGCUCUGUACAUUCUUCCCUGCACUCCCCACGCCCUGCUCUUCUGCCACCCCACCCGAGCGUGAUGACAGCUGUCACUGAAGAUGGUGAUCCUUUGAGCCACUUGAGCCGUCUGGAGAAGGCGUGCAGGCGUGCACCGGGCCCGCCGGGGGCCUCCCGGUUCCUGCUGCUCAGCUCCUUGUCUGUGUCGGACGUGGCCCAAACCACUAACCCGCUGCCUUUUGCACUGACCCGUGUCUCCGAUGCAGAGAAGUCCGGUGGCCACCGCAGGGGCCUGUCUGGGGGGCCGAGAGAAAGAGCAGAGGCCGCGGGCCUCAUCUCGGGGCGCCCCUCCGCCCGUGUUGCUAGUCGAUGCCAAGGGCACCGUGACUGCCGCCAGGGCCUCUGCCUCUCGUCACCUCUCAGGAACUGACCUCUCUCCAGCCGCUGGUGGCGAGAUCUGUUUGCUCAGCAGCCCAGAAACACCCACUGACUAGUCUUAACCCCUCUGCCCCCUUCCUCCCUCGCCGUCCCCAGGGCUCAGGUGAUCCGGACGUCCUUCGCUCCUCCCUCUUCUGUGCUGGCGCUCCUCUGAAAAGCCAGACCCAGACCGUGGCCUAAGUUUUCUCUCUCCCACUCUUCUCCCGACUCCUCUUCGCCCCCCCCCCCCGCAUUCCCUUCCCCCGCACAGACUAGUUUUCUUGAUCAGGAAAUCCAGGCUCUGCUGGUCCUUUUGACCUCAUCUCCCUCGCCCCGCUCAGAGUGAGGGUGUCAUUGCAGGGGGGACCACAGUGGGGCUGAGGGGACAGGAAUGGAUGGAAAGGCACGGAUGGUGCGGGCAGAGAGGCCUUGGCAGCUGUGUGCCAUGAUGGUGAGCUCCGCUCUUCCCAGUGGUUAGGUUUCGGGGAGAGACCUUAGUUUUUGUAGAAACGAGGGGCCGGAGUGAUAGCACAGCGGGUAAAGCGUUUGCCUUGCACACGGCUGACCUGGGUUCAAUCCCCGGCGUCCCAAAUGGUCCCUUGAGCACCACUCAAGGGAGUAAUUCCUGAGUGCAGAGCCAGGAAUAACCCCUGAGCAUCACCAAAAAGCCAAAAAGGAAAACGAACAGGAGAAAUGACUUCUUCACAGGGCAUUUGAAGGGGUGAAAUAUUUUCAAACCAUUCGGGAAAGUCCCAAAAGCUUGGAGUUGCAAGGGCUAAAGGUCAUCUGGUCCAGCUUUUCAUUGUGGGUCACAGCAGAUCCCUCCUCCCCCUGUCCAACCAUCGGCCACAACUUCUGAGCCGCAGUCAGGUGCUGUCAGCAGUUAUUCCUCAAAGGUUGGUCAACUCCAAUAACCAGAAACGCUUUCCUAGUCUGAGCAGAGGACUGCCUGGGACUUCUUGCAAAAGUCUAGGUACAGUUUUAAAUUACAGGGCCGGGAACCUUUGAUCUGCCAGGGGCCAUUUGGAUAUUUAUAACACCGGCCUUCAAAUACAGCCAGCAGGCCAUGGGCAGCUAACAAGAAGCAUCCGUGUCUGUCCCGUCAUGCACCAAGGCAGACCACAGGAUUUCACGGCCUUACACGGCCCACGGGCCAGAUGUCCCCAGCCCUGCUUUGUAGUGACAGCUUUGGACGUGUGCUGCUGGUGAGACCCCCUUAAUCUGGCUGAUGUUCCCAGGUCCUUUAGCCAUCCCUUCCCUGGAAAACGCUCAUACCCGUCUACACCUGUUGUCCUUGAGCCAAAACGGUCGUUUUAGAUAUGCCCACACCUGAGCAGACGACUCUGUUAGUCCAGCACAAAGUAAUCAAACCAUAAGUGCUUGACCGGGCCCUCACAGUGGUACUUAAAAGUAUUUUCUCUCCGUAGGAGUCUUCCCCCUUGUUUAGCGUGUGAGUGUGAAGGUCACUUGACUCGUCAUUCUGGCGUUGCCAGUGCUUCAAGCGGUCGAUUCUCCUAACUUAAAUCUACCUCUGUCCAGUUUGUCUCCGUGGCAGGAAAGCCGCCCUGUACGUGCACGGCCUUCUGAAGUCUCUCGCGCCCUGUGAGCCAGCAGGAGGACCCCGGAUCCGGGCCAGGAGCCCCUGGGCAGCCAUUUUCCAGGAGGCGCUACAGCGAUGAGCCUUGUGUUCGCGCGCGUGCUGCCAGCUGGGGUCUCAGGGACUGCGAGGCCUGAGGCAGGGUUUAAUCUCCCACUGUCCGGGCUCCCUUAUUCUGUGGGCUUCACAGCGGGGGGUCUCCUGGCACGUCUCAGAAGUGGGCGGUUGCUGCCUCUUUCUCAGAAAAAGAACAUUUGGUUAGUAAGAAGCAUCUUGAGCCCCUCACAUCUGUCUGGGGCCUGCGGAAAGGAGGGACGAGCCCCCAGGAUUCCCGGCCGGCCUGUCCUCUCCUGCAGCCUGUCCCGCUCUGGUGGCACAGCUCUCUCCUGCCAGCGGGUUGUCCCUGUGAGAAACGUCUCUGUGCUUUUCCGUCUCGGGGAGCUCGCCACCCAUGCACUAGUUCGUGGUGUUGGGCAGAGUCUGGCUUCCCGUCCUUCUCGUCACCUGCACUGACCGUGGCCUCGAAGCCACUGCACUUAGGGUGCUGGAUGACCCACCCGCCCGAUUCUGUGAUACUCGGUCAGGCCUGUGCCAUCACAGCUGCAGGCCCCCAGUCCGCAGGAGUGGGCAGGGUGGCACGGGGACACCCCAGGGCCCAAGCCGAAUGUGGUCCAGCUGUGCGCCUUGCACGUCUUCCCAUGAAGCACCAGGAGAGGAAGGAGUGGCUGAGCUGUCCACCCUCCACGUCCAUCAUGUCCCUCAGUCAGGCUGCAGCCCCUGUGGGCGAUGAGGUGGCCCUUCCAGACCUCCUCCGGCCAGCUUGGCCACUCACCCUGCUCGCCGCAUAAGGGCUACUGAUUCUUUCCCAGCAAACUCUUAAGACCCCCUGUCCCCUCGAGGGCUCUCGAGCAGCUGGGUCGGGCACAUGAUGAGACUGUUGCCGGGUGGUUGAGGGCGGUCUCGCCGCCCCCGGGUAGGCCCGGUCUCCCUGUGUCCCCACAGGGUGUUGUGCACGUGCCGGCUUCCUCGCCCGCCUCCCAGUGUGGGGGGGAGAAGCUUGGGUGGUUCCCUGAGGCCACUGUCAGUGGGGGAUGCUGACCUCUGCUUGGGGUCAUCCCCCACCCGCGCCCCAAACCCUGCCCUUGUCCCGAGUAACUUCUCUUCAACGGUCCCACUCAGGAAGCUAAGAUGCUUGGUCCCUACCUCCUAGCCUGCAAAUCCCCCACCCCUGCCCCCCACGAAAUAGAUGGGAACUGCUGACUCUGCUAGGGGCUGACGCUCAAAGCCCUGCCGUGAGUGACGUCUCUGGGUGAGGUCUCCUGCCCCGUGUGGCAGGAGCAGGAGAGCAGAUGGCAUGGAGAAUAGCCAGUGGGUUUCCGUUCAUUGCACUUCAAAGGGGAGAGCCCAAGAGCUCAACCCCUCAGCUUACGGGAAGGGGUUUUCCCGGCUUACCCCUGCUGUGACACGGACCAGGUCCUCCCAGACAGAACCAGGGGCCCGUCUGUGCCAGCAUGCACCUAAUGCGGUCCCAGGCCACCCGGGCCCACAUCUGGGCCCAGUCGUGCUUGCAGCUCCUGGUCCCCAGGUUGGUUUUGAAAGCAGAAGAAGGAGAAGGAGGAAGUCCUGUUAGGUCAGCACGUCGGGGUUCCAGGCGGGGGCCCUGGUCAGCCUCCUGACCGGGGACGGUCGCCUGCCCCCGCUGAGAAUGAGGUUGACUUGGAUGGUCUUUCAGAGCCCUUCAGACUGAAGGGAUCUCCGGGGAAGAUCAGAGCGCUUCUUAAACUCAGAAUUUUGCUUUAACUUUCCACAUCCUUGUUUUCUUCUGGAUUCCAGCUGUUUAUCGCCAGCACGUCAAGGUUGGCUUCUCGUCGUCGUUGUUGGAAAGUGACUUGGAUAUUGACGGUAAUUGAAUGGUGGUGCGAUUGCUUUUUCUCUCCUAAUGGCUUGGUAAGAAUAUUAAAACCUGCAGAGGUGGAAAUUGGAGCUCAGGGGGAAGUGGAUAGAAAGCAAUUUGUUGCAGGCAGCCUUUGGACAAAUUGUUUUAAUAGGAAAUAGAGCUGUGCUCCGUAGACUCCUCCAGCUACCUCUCCUCGGCCCGCUCGUUGCAGGUUGCGUAGCACAACCUGGCCCAGAGUCUCGAGCUCUGCCUCAGAGCCGCAAAGGGGACUGUCCUCCCUCCCGGCCUCUACCUGCUGGCACGCUGGGCCCCGGGCUCUGAGGAGCAGGCAGUGCCCGUGCUGUUCGGGGCGCCCUACUUUUAGAAGGGGUCAGCCGUGGCGGCGCGGUACAGGAGGCCGGCGUGCUGCUGGCCAAAGAGCUGCACUCAGAGCCGCACUCAAGUCAGCAGGCCCUGGGCAGAACCAGGUGUGAGUGACAGUGGGACGCAGGGGCAGAGGGCCCGAGAGUGAGGAGGCCUGUGUGCCGUGGGGGGAGGGCCGAGUGCCGAGUGCCGCUCCCCAGGUGCCAUCCAGGGGCAGAGAGUCCAUCAGUGUCCCUCGUGGGUAUGGUCAGCGCUCAGGGACAGCUGCUGAUGGAGCUCGCGCCCUGAUUAGGUUGGGAAACAGACCCUGUCUCGGCAGCCCGGGACCGCCCUUCCCGCAGUUCCUCGGGGAGGAGGCGCGUCCUCGGGGCAGCUUCUGAGCCCGCCUGCAGCUGCUGGGGAAGCAGAGGCCGGCCCCCAGCACAGUGGUCAGGGUCAGGGGGGGCCUGGACAGGACCUGCGUGGGGCCAGGAGCCUGGUUGGAAGCCCCCCCCAGCCCCCCAAGAAGAGAAGCAAAUAGGUGGGUUUGUGUCUCGACCCGACAGAGGGAUGUGGGGUCUGACCUCGGGAGGGUUCUCUUGGGCCCGAGGGGCAGAGCAGCAGGGAGGGCGUUGGCCUUGCACGCAGUUUGACGUCCCCGCCAUCCCGUACGGUCCCCUGAGCACCGCCAGGAGGGAUCUUGAGUUCAGAGCCAGCCCUGAGCAUCGCCGGGUGUGACCCAAAACCAAAAAAAAGGAAAGGAAAGGUUCUCCCGGGCUGUGGGCUCACACGCCCAUACUCCAGCAACGGGGUUCAGACGGAGCCUGCAGAGCCUCGGUUAGCCAGACACCCCCCCGCCAUGUCUUCCUCGGAUUCCUGUUUCCUGCUUUCCCGUUCCUUCCCGUCCCCCACCGCCUCCCCCGCCCCCGGGACCCCCUGAGCGCUCUCCACCCCAUCUGUUUAUCAUUUUGGACCCUAGGCCUGCCAGAGCGAUAUUUUCUGUUCUUUCUCCUCCAAACUUUUCUCUGCCAUUUCCAUAAACUUUGUCGUGGGUGGCCCCUGAAGGUGACAUCAGGAUGCUCUGAUGUCCUUCCAGCCCCAGCAGACGGGUCACCCCUCGCCUCCCUCUCCCCCUGCCCUCCGCAGUCUUUGCUCCUGGCUUUUCUCACGUGGAGCUGAUGGAGAAGAGGAUUCCCACACACCAGCCGGACUCCUGGGGGAGGUCCAGAAGCACCGUCGCCCGCCCCAGUUCCGUGCGGUGCUCCCAGCUGUGCUGACCAGCUCCUGGGGAGGAGGGUGAACGGCCAGGAGACCCCAAGACCCAGGGCAGUGCCCUGCUGUGUGCGGGACCCGUGUCUCAGAUGCCCCUGCUCAGUGUGGGCGUUUCUGGCCCGGGGGUGCCCGACAGAAGACGGUGGAGGCUGCGGGGGCGGGGGGGAGGGGGGUUCUCAGAGAGCCUCAGUGCUCAAACCCAGCACUCCUACAGGGGCCUCUCACCUCCCCUUGCCUCCUCCGCUUGCUUCCCCUCCCCCCUGCAGGGCUUUUGGAGGGGUGGGGGCAGGGGGCAUCCAGGCAAAGGGUCUGAAACACAGGAGAGGGGCCGGACAGAGCAGGGCCGUGGUGUGGGGGGGCCGCAGCAAUCGCUCGAGCCCCUUUUCCAGCCUGUAGCCCACUGCCCACUGCCCUUUCCGGGCUGGGCCUGACCCCCGGAGAGAGAGGAGGCCCCCUGCUCCCCAGCUCUGGGGUCUUCGCCCUCUGCUCGCCCCGCUGCAUCAGCACCGGGAGCCACUGCAGUGUCCAUCCUCUCCGGUUCCCGGGGUGGCAUUCUGGGAGCACCCUCACCCCCCCCCGCCCCGCCCCCGGCCCCUCCCGCCAGCACUGUUACCGCACCAGAGGUAAUUCUUCAGCAGAGUUGUGGGAUUGACUUCAGUUCGUUGUAAAUACACCUGGGGCGGGCGGGGGCUCGGGGAGGGCGGCCGGCUCUGCUUUGUGAACCUGAAUGUAUUUUUAUGCAAUUUUGAGUGGCCUUUCAACCCUGAGAUGAAUGACUUCGUUUUACUGGUUGUUGUUAUAUAGUAUUAUUAAGCAUUCUGUGUUUGAAAGUUUGGGAAUAAUAAUAUUCACAUCUAUAUGAUGCCUGGAAACACAACAGUAUUUAUAAAUGAGUAAAUAAAACUGUGUUUUAACUUUG